AUGGAGUCGACCAACGAACACCUGUCGGAACACCUUAGGUGCGGUAUUUGUAAAAAAAUCUACACGGAUCCUGUGAUUCUGCCCUGCAGUCACAGUUUCUGCCGGGCCUGUCUGGAUAAAACCUUGAAUCAGAAGGGGGAAAAUAAAUGUCGGCGUUGCAACAAAGCAGCAAAACGGCCUUACAUCGGAAACCAGGACCUUAAGGCCGUCUGCGAGGAGAUUAAAAAGCGCAGGAACUCAGCAGAGAAUGAAGGUCUGGUGUGUCUGGUUCAUGUUGAGAAAUGUGUGAUGUUCUGCAAUGAUGACCAAAAGCUGGUGUGUUCAAACUGUAUGGAUCAGGACCAUCGAAAACACACCUUCUACACCAUCCCCAAAGUGGCGGAGGACUACAGGAAUCAACUUGAACGUCCGUUGCAGAAACUUGAAACAAAAUUAGAAGACCUGAAUAGUAAAAAAUCUCUUUAUGAGUCCAAGAUUCCAGAACUUCAGGAUCAGACCAAGCAAGUAGAGAAGCAGAUCAAUGAGGAGUUUGAGAAGCUUCAUGAGUUCCUCACAGAGGAGCAAAAAAACAGAGUAGAUGCGCUAAGAAAGGAAGAAAAGGAGAAGAUCUGUAUGCUAGACGAGAAGAUCGUGGAGAUCAGAGGGUGGAUUUCUGAUCUGUCUAAACGGCUACAGGACCUUAAGACGAUCGUGGGUGGUGAUAACAGUCAUUUUAUUCGUACCUUCAAAGAAACAGAGACAAGACUUAAGCUACCAGUGCCAGAUCCACAGCUCCCCUCAGGACACAGGAUUGAUGAGGUCAAACAUUCCAGGAACCUGAGAUUCAGAGUGUGGGAGAAGAUGAAGGACGUCUCUCCAAAUCUAAAAAAAAAUAAACACCACUGGCACAUCCUGGGCUCGGAGGGAUACGACUCGGGAACUCACGCCUGGGAGGUGGAGGUAGACCAGUGUGAGUACUGGUUUCUUGGAGUUGUCAAAGAAUCUGCCAAAGAAGAAGAAAACCAGUCAAACUGCCCGUUAUCUCUUUCUAGCCUUAAAGCUGAAGCUAUGUCGCCCGGCAUUAAGAAAGUCCGUGUGGUUCUAGAUAUAGUAAAGGGUCAGGUGACCUUUACUGACCAUGACGGGAACACGGUCUUAAAAACACAGGCGCAAGAUUUCCGGGAGAAAAUGUACCCUGGUUUUAUAACGGUCAGUGAUCACCCACUUAAGAUCGUACCAGCCAAGGUCUCUGUGUCUGUCUGA
Molecule: messenger RNA, 1242 nt
Organism: Trichomycterus rosablanca
Lineage: Eukaryota; Metazoa; Chordata; Actinopteri; Siluriformes; Trichomycteridae
Product: zinc-binding protein A33-like
Exons: 6
Coding region: 1-1242 (413 amino acids)
Biological process (GO): protein ubiquitination
Cellular component (GO): cytoplasm
Molecular function (GO): zinc ion binding; ubiquitin protein ligase activity
Source: RefSeq, a predicted model, not a curated record